Molecule: messenger RNA, 2599 nt
Organism: Thunnus maccoyii (southern bluefin tuna)
Lineage: Eukaryota; Metazoa; Chordata; Actinopteri; Scombriformes; Scombridae
Gene: cpo
Product: carboxypeptidase O
Exons: 9
Coding region: 1275-2357 (360 amino acids)
Biological process (GO): proteolysis
Molecular function (GO): zinc ion binding; metallocarboxypeptidase activity
Source: RefSeq, a predicted model, not a curated record
CUCAGUUUUGUUCUGUCCUGUUCAGUUUUGCGCUGCCUGCACGUAACCUUCAUUAAAGAGUGUUCUUCAGUUCCUGCUGUCUCCUCCGUUUGGGUCCACCUGCUCCACGCUCCACUCCAUGACACAUAGCUUAAAAUAAACAGCCCAACAUUUGAUUAAAAAUGUCCUUUUGUGUUGUACAUUAAAGAAGGUUAUGUUAAAGCUACUGAAGGAAGAUGUAUAAAAAGUAGGAAGCGGGUUAUAGUGUGGAGAGGUGUUCAUCCUUCUGUUUGCAUGUACUGUAUGCUUCACUAAUGUAACACAAAGACACGCUGUCCACCGUUUAAACUUUUCCUCCAAACAACAAGUAAAAUCCAAUGACUACAUUUUCCCAAUCAGGCAAUCAAAGGCAUACUUUUACUCACAUGGAACUGACCACAGACACUUGUGUUUUUAUCGCUGUGCUGAAUAACAUGUGCAGCACCUGCCUUUAUGAUACAAUACUUAGUGGACCUUUGCUCUUCCUCAUUAAGUCUACCAUAAUUAUUCUCACCUUUAAUAUCUUUGAUUUUAUAUAAUCUUCUCCCUCUUAUAUUCUUAUUUUAAAAACAUGUUCUCCUGUGUCUAAAACCAUUUCAGUGAUGAUUUCCAAGGUCUCAUUAGCGUAAGACAGAUUCAAAUCAAAAGUAUUUCACAAUACUAUCAUGUCAGUUUAUCUCUUGUUUCUGAUUAUGUUUCUCAUGAAGUAUAUUAGCUCAGAUGGAAGAUAAAUAUCACGUGCCAAGUCAUUUCUUGGCCAUGAACAAUGCUGAUGUUCACUCCACCUACAAUAGGUACUGUAUGUUGAAUCCAAGCUAAGGAGGAGGAGAUGCAAUAAAACUUUUUGCAGUUAAGAAACACAAAACGUCAUACUGGACAUAAAGUGAAGAGGGCAGAUAACAGCUGACAAAGACGAUUACACAGCAAUUUAGUGUAAUUAAUUGUGGCUUAAGUCCACAAUUUUAUGGAUAUGUUUUGAUCAAUUUGUGAAUCAUUUGACCCUGAGGAGUACAACCAGUCAUUAGAGUCAGUAAUGACCAAUUUGUUUCUCUUUAAAAGGAUAUGAAGUAAUCAAGUUUCUCAGUUCAGAUUACACAUUAACCAAGCCAACACAAUGAUAACAUGUGCUUGUGGGGGGCUGUGGCUGAGGCAAAGGUGUCCCUUUAUCUGAUGCAUGUUUUCUAUAAAAGCCUGUGCAUCCUGAGGUCAGUUUAUUUAACAGUUGCAAACCAGGAGUUUACUUUCACAAAGUGACAAUGUUUAAAUUUGUGGGACUGAGUCUUGUGCUGCUUUCAGCAGUGGGAGCAGCAGCGGUAGAAAGAGUGGAGUAUGACUACUACAAAUACCACCCCAUGCCAGAGAUCACCAAAUGGAUGGAUCAGAUGGUGAAGGAUUAUCCUGAUGUUGUAAGCAUAAUGACAUACGGACAGACCUAUGAGAAUAGGCCCAUUAGCUUGCUCAAGAUUGGCCUGAAUACUGGAGCGAAAAAGAAAGCUAUCUGGAUGGACUGUGGUAUUCACGCCAGGGAGUGGAUUGCCCCAGCCUUCUGUCAAUACUUUGUCAGACAGAUCCUGCAAGCAUACAAAACAGAUCCAAAAAUGGAAGAGAUGAUGAAGAACAUGGACUUCUACGUCACCCCGGUGCUCAACGUGGAUGGCUACAUCUACUCCUGGAAGGACAAGACAACUCGACUCUGGAGGAAGAACAGGUCACCGGGACCUGAAGGCUGCGAUUUUUAUGGCACUGAUCUCAACCGCAACUUUGACGCCAACUGGGGCUCAAUCGGGGUAUCAUUUAACUGCAGCUCAGAAAUCUACUGUGGGAGAAAACCUGUGUCUGAGCCCGAGACCCAGGCUGUAACUUACUUUGUAGGAACCCGGAAGGAAGACUUCCUGUGUUUCCUCACCAUCCACUCCUACAGCCAGCUGCUCCUGAUUCCAUAUGGAAACCCCAACUUCACCGCCCCCAACUACGAUGAGCUGAUGAAGGUGGGUUUGGCUGCAGCAGACGCCAUUAAGAAAGUCCACGGGAUGAACUAUACUGUAGGAACCUCACCGGCUGUAUUGUACCCCAACGCUGGUUCAUCCAGAGACUGGGCUCGGAUGCAGGGAAUCCCCUUCUCCUACACAUUUGAGCUGAGAGACAAAGGACAAUAUGGCUUUGAGCUUCCCCAGGACCAGAUCCAACCAACCUGUGAGGAGGCCUACAGCGGAGCCCUGCACAUUAUCACCUACGCCCACGACAAGACCUUUGCAGUGACCAGUGCCACGGCCACUGCUGCCGCAACCCUGUGGACCAUGCUUUUGGCAUUGGGUGUCACCAGCGCCACCCUGAUGUGAAGUGGUUAAAACUGCAUGAGGGAUACUGACAACUUAGAUUUUAAAUUGGUUUUGAAGGUUUUUUUUAUUCUCAGUUGAGGGAUUUUUUUAUUGUUGAUAAAUUAUGUGAUAAAUAGCAUCUGUUGAAUAAAUAACAAUGAACUCUUAGUUCAAACUAUUACACAACAGCUGAACAGUGUAUUUGAAUGUUCUGAAAUAUUUAUAUCUAUUGAAUUAGGAAUAAAAUCUUUAAAUGCACUCCA